AUCGACGUCAUUUUUUUACCACCACCGCCUCCAUUACUGCAUAGUAGCCGCAUAAAAUAUUUAUUCCCUUUCGGCAUUAUUGUAAUAGAAUUAAAAUAUAACUUAACUGAGUUUAUUUCCGACUUAAUUCCUACCAUGGAUUGGAAGGCACCGAAGCAAUUCAAACUCGUAGCAACUGCAUUUAUUUUAAUAUGCCAUAGUUUCUAUAACCCUACCGAUAGUGGGGCGGUACAAAUUUCUCAAAGUAAUUUAGAUAUGACAUUAGCAUCAAAUGAAAUUGUAUUCAUAAAUUUUUAUGCUGAAUGGUGUAGAUUUAGUAAUAUGUUGAUGCCAAUUUUUGAUGAUGCGGCUGAUGAAGUAACUAAGGCUGGCUACGACCCCGGCAAGGUAGUGAUGGGCAAAGUAGACUGUGACAAAGAAGCGGCCAUAGCAACUAGGUUCCACAUUACUAAGUAUCCCACUCUUAAACUAUUCCGUAAUGGUUUACCAGCUAAGAAGGAAUAUAGAGGGCAGCGUUCAGUAGAGGCUUUUGCAGAGUUUAUAAAGAAGCAAUUGACUGAUUCAACCUUGACAUUUACAUCUCUCAAAGAGCUUCAGGAGCUAAGUGAAGAUAAAAGGCAUAUUAUUGGAUACUUUGACAGGAGAGAUCAGACGGAGUAUGAAACUUUGAGGAAAGUGGCUGCAAGUCUUAAGGAUGAGUGCUUAUUCCAUGUUGGAUUUGGAGAUGCUUCCCAAGCUAUGCAUCCUCCAGGUCAACCAAUAGUUGUUUUCCGCACGGACAAAAAGAGUUCCACAGACCCUGAUGAGACUUACAAGGGUUCCCUGACAGACUUUGACCAACUAUACAAGUGGGUGCAAGAGAAGUGUAUCCCUCUUGUCCGUGAAAUCACCUUUGAAAAUGCCGAGGAGCUGACUGAAGAAGGACUGCCGUUCCUUAUACUGUUCCACAACCCUAAAGACACGGAAAGUGUUAAAAGAUAUAAGGAAAUUGUCAAGAACGAACUGGAGAGUGAGAAACAGAACGUGAACUUCCUGACAGCGGACGGGGAGCGGUUCGAGCACCCGCUGCACCACCUCGGCAAGUCUCUCUCGGACCUGCCGCUGAUCGCCAUCGACUCCUUCCGGCACAUGUACCUGUUCCCCGACUACAAGGACAUGGAGACUCCGGGCCGCCUGCACCAGUUCCUCCAGGAUCUGUACUCGGGGAAGCUGCAUAGGGAAUUCCACUACGGCCCGGACACGCCUCAGAUAUCGGACACAUCGAACAACAUCAAGGUCACCACCCCGCCGGAGUCCACCUUCAAGAAACUGGCUCCAUCCAAGAACCGGUACACUCUGCUCAAAGAUGAACUAUAAACUGUGCUGGGACUAGAAAAUAGUAAAACUAAAAAGUGUACCUAUGUGGUCUAUAGUGAGCUAAUCACGAAUAUUGUCGACUUAUUCGAUAGGCGGUUCAGUGGAGUUUGUAUGCGUUUUUUUAGUUUCUAACAUUACCGACAGGGGCGCUGAUCAAGAUGUCAAAGAAAUUGCUAUCGAAUUACCCGCAGCCGAUUGGCUACAGUUGACAAUAUACUUGAUUGGCUCACAGUUUGGUGAAACUGCGACAUCGAUUAUAAUUAACAUGAGAACGCUAGUAGGUAGCGCUGAAGCAGUAGUUCUGCUUUUAGCCACAAGUUUUAUAAUCAAUGUCGCAUUAUUUUUCUUUGUGUAAAUUAUCUGAAACGCAGAAUACCAAUCUUUUUACGUUUUUGCAAAAUUUAUUUAAUUUUAUUCGUUUUAGUGCACUCUUUCGUCCAUAAUGUUAAUGAAAAUAUAAGUAUUUAAUUGUGUAUGUGGGUUAAAUCGAUCAUGUUGGAUAUUUCCUUACGGAUGUAAAACGUAUAAAUUAUGAACAUUUAAUCACCCUAUGAGCAUUUUGUUCUGCUUACCAGUAGAUAAAAUUACUAUGUAUUAUACCUGUAUGUUAGCUUGAAAGAUAAGCUUUUCUUAUAAUUAUAUUUGGGCGCCUUCAGUCUUCCUAUGUUUAACUAUUUACAUUUACUUCGGAACAUUAUGAAUUUAUUUUGAAUAGUCUCUUCUCUUAACAAAAAGUACCCUAUAAAGUAUUUAUUUUUACUACAAUAGUAUUUUGCGUUAGUCUUUGAUGAUUGAAUUCGUUUUUGGUGCUUGUUAAUGCAAUAAGUAUCCUGUAUGAAUCAGUCACCCUAUUAUAAUAUUUCGAUAUUAAUUUUAGUGGCCAUAAUGGCGAUUUAGCAUUUUGUGGGUAUAUAUUUCAAUUUCAAGUGCUGUAUAAAUUCUAAAAUAGCUU
This is a messenger RNA of Plutella xylostella (diamondback moth), 2308 nucleotides long. It is a transcript of the gene ERp44, whose product is annotated as Endoplasmic reticulum protein 44. NCBI's taxonomy places the organism in Eukaryota, Metazoa, Arthropoda, Insecta, Lepidoptera, Plutellidae. The record is from RefSeq and is a predicted model, not a curated record. Gene Ontology annotation, biological process: protein folding. Gene Ontology annotation, cellular component: endoplasmic reticulum-Golgi intermediate compartment; endoplasmic reticulum membrane. Gene Ontology annotation, molecular function: protein disulfide isomerase activity.